AUGACAGACCAACAUACAGUCUACCGCCUCUCCCACCGCAAAGACUUCUCAGGCAUAACCGCACAUCAAGAAGACAUCCCAACCCCUCAACCCCACGAAGUCCUCAUCCAAGUCCGGAACGUCGCCCUCAACUACCGAGACAUCAGCAUCGCAACCUCGCGCUACGUCUCGCCCGUCAAGGAAAACCUAAUCCCAUGUUCCGACCUCGCAGGCUCGAUCGCCGCCCUAGGAUCCGCCGUCACCGACUUCUCCCUCGGCGACCGCGUCGUCGCCGCCUUCGACCCCACGAUCCUGUACGGCCCGCGCCAGGGCCUGGGCGCGGGGCUCGGAGGCAUGGUCGACGGCGUUCUGCGCGCCUUCGUCGCGCUUCCGAGCACCUGCGUCGUCAGGAUUCCAGAGGACGAGGGGGAGCAGAGAUGGGGCGAGUGGGCGAGUCUCGUGUGCACGGGCGUCACGGCGUGGAAUGCUCUCUUCGGAAACGUGCCUUUGAUGCCGGGGCAGAGUGUGCUUUGUCAAGGUACCGGCGGCGUAUCGAUCACCGCGUUGGUCUUCGCGAAAGCGGCUGGGGCGACUGUCAUCGUGACGUCUUCGAGCGACGAAAAGCUUGAGAUGGUGAAGAGGAGGUUCGGCGCUGAUCACACCGUCAACUACGAGACCUCGCCGGAUUGGGCCGAAGAUGCACUCCGCAUCACGAAAGGUAGGGGCGUUGACUUCGUCAUUGAGAAUUGUGGCUCUGGAACCAUUAGCCAAAGUCUCAAAGCAGUCGCAUACGGGGGUAUUGUGGCCUGUAUUGGGUUCUUGUCGCCGGCGAAGCAGGAGGAUAUGCCGGAUGUCGCUAAGCUUGCGUUAUUGAAAGGUGCGGUCGUGAGGGGGAUUCAGGUGGGGAGCAAGCAGAUGCUGGAAGAUGUUGUGAGGUUCGUGGCUGCAAGGAAUCUGCGUAUCCCGAUUGAUAGGGAGUUCGGGUUCAGUAGGGAGGAGGUUGUUAGGGCGUAUGAGUAUGUUCGGUCUGGUAAGCAUGUCGGGAAGGUGUGCAUCAAAGUGUCAUGAUAUCUAUCUAUUGCAUUUUGCGAAAAUCAAUCCGCGAUGUAUUCGGUCAGCAUGGAUAAUGAGAGGUGAGUGGUGAG
Molecule: messenger RNA, 1124 nt
Organism: Aaosphaeria arxii CBS 175.79
Lineage: Eukaryota; Fungi; Ascomycota; Dothideomycetes; Pleosporales
Product: NAD(P)-binding protein
Exons: 2
Coding region: 1-1047 (348 amino acids)
Molecular function (GO): oxidoreductase activity
Source: RefSeq, a predicted model, not a curated record